UCCAAUAGUUAAAACUUCAGAUUUUAUUUAUGGACUAAAAAAGCAACAAAAAUGGAAUAUUUUUGAGAAACACUUCGUUGGUAUCUUCGAGUCAUCUCAUUUUCAAUGAACAGAGAGGAGAAUUGAGUUGAAUUCAAAUUUGUUUGGUUAUGCAAUUUUAUAUUGAUCAAACCGUUCGUCCAGCAUGGAGGAAGUGAACACUCGUUCGAUUUUCGGCCACGUUUCUUUGGAAAAUAAAUCAGAAUUGUGUCGAUUAUUAUUUUUCGGUGAAAUCGAACUUUCAAACGACGAUGUUUUAAAAAUUUACUGCGAAUAUGCAAGGGAACAUUUUUCUGAUCGAGUUACUGGAUUAAUGCUUGUUUACCCGAAUUAUAUGAUCCAUCUUAUGGAAUCUACCGAGGAAGAAAUAUUCCAAGCUUGUUUGUGUUUGACGAAUUUCAAGCCGAAACUUUUGGGAAUUUCUAAAUAUUUUCCAAUGGAAAUAAGCGUCGGUGAGAGAUUUUUUAAAAAAUGGUACGGUAGAAAAGUAGUCGACUCAUUGGGAUCCGAAAACCCUUGUAAAGAAAUCGACCGUGAGAAUUUCGAAGAAGUUACAAAUGCGUAUCGAAAUUUAAUGAAAAAUUUGUACACUUUCUAUAACGAAUUGCGAGACGUUAAAACGAAAAGUCACGCAUGUCUCAUGAAACGACUAGAGGAUCUCGCAAGUGUAGGAGAUACUACUCAUCUUCCUGAAGAGAAAACUAUAAAAGUUCUCGUGGAAAGUUCGUGGGGCGAAAGUUUAGAACAAAUCGUUGAUGACUAUUGGACCGGAAUAUCGUCCGAAGAAAAAGAUGAUAAUAUAUGGCCGUUUCCAGAGAAUCAGUGUCCUCCAAUCGAAACAAUAAUUAAAAAUAUUUGAAAAUCGCCA
Messenger RNA from Venturia canescens, 907 nucleotides. RefSeq lists its product as uncharacterized. The transcript has 2 exons. Lineage: Eukaryota; Metazoa; Arthropoda; Insecta; Hymenoptera; Ichneumonidae. The record is from RefSeq and is a predicted model, not a curated record. The coding region runs from base 185 to 898 and encodes 237 amino acids.